Messenger RNA from Pleuronectes platessa (European plaice), 1931 nucleotides. RefSeq names its product transcription factor AP-2 alpha (gene tfap2a). The transcript is spliced from 7 exons. Gene Ontology annotation, biological process: regulation of transcription by RNA polymerase II; anatomical structure development; regulation of cell population proliferation. Gene Ontology annotation, molecular function: DNA-binding transcription factor activity, RNA polymerase II-specific; RNA polymerase II transcription regulatory region sequence-specific DNA binding. Bases 660 to 1931 code for a protein of 423 amino acids. NCBI's taxonomy places the organism in Eukaryota, Metazoa, Chordata, Actinopteri, Pleuronectiformes, Pleuronectidae. Gene Ontology annotation, cellular component: nucleus. The record is from RefSeq and is a predicted model, not a curated record.
CCACACUCUCUCUCUCGCUCACUCCCUCUUUCUCUCUCUCCCUCCCCAUCUCUGAUUAGAUAUACUGAUUCCUCCUUUCAAUGGACGUCAUUUAAGCUCAGACUCCUGCCUCGAGUUGCGUCCUGCGCCUCAGCCACUCUCAACCCGGUCUUUUCCCCUGUUGUUGUUAUCGUUAUUAAGUAUUCCUGUGAUAUUAAUAGCCAUGAGCGCGUUCCAUUAGGAGUCCGAGAAGAGGAGACGAAGAAGCGGCUAUUUUCGCUAAUAUGAGCGCAAACGAGGGGACGGCAGCAGUGUGAUAGAAGCCAGGAGAGCGACGAGGAGAAGAGGGGUGUUUCUUUUUUUCACCGAGAGAAACUUUUCGACCUAAAAAAUCCACAAAGACGCCACCGAGUAUCUGCAUUUUUUAUAGCUCCGGAUGAAGGGCAGCGGGGAUCUAACCAUUUCUUUCUGAUGGAUUAUCGUCCUGCUACUGUGGCACAUAUCUGAUCGCCGGGGCCAUUGUGGUCUUGCAGGAAAGAAGAAGAAGUCUUUUUCGGGGGCAAAAAUAUCGAUAUUUUUCUUCCUGGUUUGCGGGUUAUUCCACUUUUGCUCGCCCCGACUCCAAAUAGUGUCUUUUUCGACCCAUUAUUCUUUGCUUGAGUCGCACUAAAUCCUUUCAGAUGUUGGUGCACAGUUUUUCCGCGAUGGAUCGUCACGACGGCACCAGCAAUGGGACAGCCAGGCUACCUCAGCUGGGCGGCGUGGGCCAGAGUCCCUACACGAGCGCGCCGCCGCUCUCCCACACGCCGAACUCGGACUUCCAGCCCCCGUACUUCCCCCCGCCCUACCAGCCCAUCUACCCGCAGUCUCAGGACCCUUACUCGCACGUCAACGACCCCUACUCCCUCAACUCGCUGCACGCCCAGCAGCAGCCGCAGCACCCGGGCUGGCCGGGCCAGCGGCAGGCCCAGGAGAGCGGCCUGCUCCACCAGCACCGCGGCCUGCCGCACCAGCUGUGCCGGGACUACCGCAGGGAAGUGCUGCUGCCGUCCGGCCACGGUCUCGACUCGGGACUGUCGGACUCUAUCUCUAUCCAUGGAAUACCUCACUCUUUAGAAGACGUUCAGCCUGUUGAGGAUCAAGGAAUUCACAUCCCCGACCAGACUGUAAUUAAAAAAGGUCCAGUGUCUUUAUCCAAGCACAACAACCUCUCCUCCAUCCCCGUAAACAAGGACGGUCUCUUCGGCGGGGUGGUGAACCCCAACGAGGUGUUCUGCUCGGUACCGGGCCGCCUCUCCCUGCUCAGCUCCACGUCGAAGUACAAGGUCACGGUGGCCGAGGUGCAGAGGCGCCUCUCGCCGCCCGAGUGCCUCAACGCCUCCCUGCUGGGCGGGGUUCUGAGGAGGGCCAAGUCUAAGAAUGGAGGAAGAUCUUUGAGGGAGAAGCUGGAUAAAAUCGGCUUGAAUCUACCUGCGGGCAGACGCAAGGCAGCCAACGUCACCUUGCUGACGUCACUAGUCGAGGGCGAGGCGGUGCAUCUUGCCAGGGAUUUUGGUUACGUAUGCGAGACCGAGUUUCCAUCCAAGGCAGUAGCUGAAUAUGUAAACCGUCAGCAUUCCGACCCAAACGAACAAGUCCAAAGAAAAAACAUGCUAUUGGCCACAAAGCAAGUCUGCAAGGAGUUCACGGACCUGCUGUCCCAGGACCGCACGCCGCUCGGGAACUCACGGCCGCAGCCCAUCCUCGAACCGGGAAUCCAGAGCUGCUUGACCCACUUCAGUCUAAUCUCGCACGGUUUUGGGACCCCGGCGCUGUGCGCGGCCAUCACGGCCAUGCAGAACUAUCUGACCGAGGCUAUCAAAGCCAUGGACAAAAUGUACCUCAACAACAACCCAAACAGUCACGAUAACGGCACUAAAGGAGGAGACAAAGACGAGAAACACAGAAAGUGA